This is a messenger RNA of Hymenoscyphus albidus, 913 nucleotides long. NCBI's taxonomy places the organism in Eukaryota, Fungi, Ascomycota, Leotiomycetes, Helotiales, Helotiaceae. The record is from the annotation of a GenBank genome assembly.
AUGGAAAGCAAGAGUCUGCUGGAAGUUCCUCAGCUUUUCAUUCGAAACCUCAAUAUUUUUGCAAAUCGAUAUCAGAGCGACGGGAAUUCGUUGAGUGCCUACAGACAUGAGGUUGAUAACGAUCUCUUAGUUCUCCAGCGAAAACUGCAAUUCGAAAACCCUGAUAGUACGGUUUUCACUGCAGUCCUAUGCCCAGAACAGCCCGAAGGACAGCCAAUGCAAUUCGCUGUUGCGCGAGUGUUCCUGGACACUGGCUCAGAUGUCAACGUCAUCUUUGGGAGAUACCUGAACGAGGUUGGGUUGGGCCAUCUCAUUACCCAAAUUCCGGAAGAGGAACAGGUUGAAAUGGGUGGCAUCGUAGAGCAAGGCAAGGCAUGGAAAUUUCUUUCAUCGUCGAGUUUUCGUUACCAGAAGCUCAGAUUGGGAUAUUCUGAUCAGUCAAAAACAAUACAUCAAAAGUGCAGAAGAGAAUACGGCUGGAAAAAGAUCUCUCUGGAUGCCAAAGAAGAAAAGAAGUCAAAGUAACUCUGCACUGUAUAGCGAAGAAGUGUCCGCCUAACACUCAAAAGAGGAUGAAGCGGAGCAAAGGACCUUCGAGCAGAGUCGUCUCAAGGAGCUUGAAAAACUCAGACAGGGAUAUGCACAGAGGGAGAACCAAAAGCGGCUGAAUUCGCAGCCUAUUGGUGUUCUUCCCGAGGCAGGGCGGGCUUGGACUGUUGACGAAAGACGAAGGGCCCUAAUGUCAGGCUCUAUAUCGACAGCUGAGGGCGAUGAAGGACCUUCAUCAAUUCGUAUGACUUCCAUGGAUGAUCAAAGAUCUCAAAAACAAAUAGAGGCAUCAAUGAGGUCUGGGAAAAUGCAAGAUGAAUCUGAUGAUGGAUCAAUCUCAGGGCCAGCUGGAACUGGGAUUUGA